AUGCGCUCGUUUCCAGAUAAAUGGGCACACUUGCUCAAAGAUGCGAGGAAAAAGAAUGAAACUCUACCGCUUGCAGAUGUAGCAAGUUUACAGUCUCUUUUGAUCUCUUCAGGUUUUGCGGAAGAGGAAGAGGAAGGUGCUAAUAGCUCCUCUAUUUCGACUACUUCCAAGAAGAGUGGAGUGGGCAACCACGAAAAGUCACCUUCUUCUAGCAGUAAAGCAGAGAGAAAGAGUAAAAAGAGUUUUUCAGAAAGUGGAGAGAAACAAAAAUCUCCCACAAAGGACAAGGAAAGACGGAAAUCGUCACGCAAAGAUGAGUCGGAGAGUACAGGUGGUGGAACUGCAGAGGAGAAAAGGAUCAUGCGCAAGCUCAAGGAGAUGGACGAAAAAUUGAGACAAAUCACUGGUGAGCAAGGCGGUGGCGGGUCUUCGUCAAGGAAAAGUUCUUCUCGUAAGUCGAAGUCUGCAGAAGGUGGCAAAGACCGCAGUCCCUCUACUGGCGCGCACCCAAGACGAAGACACGAGGGUGAAGUUGACCAUCUGCAAGUGAUGGAGGGAAGUAGUGGUGACAAGCGCAAGAAAUCUCGAAGCAGCCUCGACGAACGGUCAUCUUCAAAAAAGGAUAGGAAGAAUGACAGAGAAGAAGGAGGAGGCGCGAGUUAUUACAGUGUUAUGGAUGAAAAUUCACCCGAUUUGAAAUGCAUCAUCUUCUUCAUGUAAUUAGUUUCAUUUAACUACAUUUAUUUCAUUGUGCAACAUCGAAGAGCCCCUCUAAUCCUAUCUUAGAGCCAGGAGACGUGGAGACACUCAAAGCAGACGCUCGCAAACUUUGUGCUCGACGGGACAGAAUUUUGAGACGUCUAGCCGACGUCUUGCAGUUUCUACCAAGUGACGUGGAAGGACAAGAUAGUUCGGACGACGCAUAUCAAUGGCAAGACGGCGUCGAGGGUGGGGCCCAAUACACUUCCGCGACCCUCCAAGACGCUGGUGCCGAACUUGUGCGUCGUGUAGAGGCAGCUGCGAGAGGUAUCUUAAAAGUGCAGAUGGAGCCUGGCAAGGAAGGUCCAUGGCAAGGGACGCUUCGACGUCUUGCAGCAGCGGCGGAACAAGCGGGGGUGACGGAGCAGUUGCUUGGCCGAGUCGAAGCAGGCCUAGCAGAGGCGAAUGCGGUAGGCUUGGUAUCUGCAUCUAGAAGUAGCGAUCAAGAAGAACCACGAGAAGAAGUGGAAUUGCUCAGUGAAGCAGAAUUUUUUGCUGAACAAGAUGAGGGUUUUGUCCAGUAUCCUCAACAAGGCGAGGACGGCAGCGAAGACGACAACAUGCUUUCUGAAGAUGGGGCCAAUUCCUCGAUAAAGGUUCGAAAAAGUGGAUUCGGUCUAGUGGGUGGAGGAACUACGUCAAGAUCUUCACGUGACCAAAGUCCAUCAAGCCAUAGGAGCAAGAAGUCCAAAUCUCCAUCUCCAGCACGCAUCGGAGGCUUCACACUAGAUCCCCAAGGGCUAGCAAUGGCAGAAUUGCUGAAUUCUAGUUCUUCGAUUUCACCGCCGAAAAGAAUAGAGAAACCGAGAUUUCUUCCACGUGCGGGUCCUGGGGCCAUGGCGCAGCGGUCAGCGAUGUUAGCAGAAGCAGCGAUGCGGCAUAGAGAAGAGCGGAGAGCGGAGAUUCUGGAAGCAGCUGCUAGCGGAUCCAGUCGGUCGGGGAGUCCACAGAUUAAGGCUAGAAGAGUUGUAACAUAAAAGUAGAAAGUAGUUAAGGCCAAGGCAAACAAGGACUUGACUCGAAAAAUGUUGUGCUGUCCGUGCUAUCUCUAAUCAACAACACCCGCCCCCCUUCCUCCGCCAGCAACCAGCACAAAGACGACCACCCAAUCCCAGAGGGCGACCUGUUGCAGAACGAUCUGCAGGAGCACUUCCACCUAAAAACGGUAAUAGAAAUAGAGCUAGAGGCAUCAAACCUCCUGUAGUAAUACCAAGUAGGGUGACGACGACAGCAGAAGACUUCUACGCGGAAAGGAUGGAGCAGCAGGCUUUGUUGGAUGCUGUGUUGUUAAGGCUGGACAUAUACUAUCACAGCAGGCUUUGUUGGGCGCUGUGGUGUUACGGAUGAGAAUCUUGUUGUAUUAAUCCAUUGUGAGGAAGAUUCUUCCCGUUUCAUCUACUAGGCUCCUUCGUCCUAAGUAAGGGGCAGAGGAUUUCUCAAGGAAGAUGUACGACACUGACACAGAGAUGAGCAGUGCUGGAGUUUUCUAAGUCCAGCCGAUGAAUUAGUUCCGCUUGACGAGGCUUUUACGAUAGCACGUCGUCGUGCUUGGGGCCGUGCUCACCGGUUGAGGUGGAGUGACCCAUUUCCACAAUCGGAUGGUAUUAUUGUAGCGUAG
Molecule: messenger RNA, 2377 nt
Organism: Amoebophrya sp. A25
Lineage: Eukaryota; Dinophyceae; Syndiniales; Amoebophryaceae
Source: the annotation of a GenBank genome assembly